AAGCUCUUUUCCACGUCAGAGAGAUCCCGAUGACGAGUGCUGACGAGGAUCCCGAGAAAGUCGCCUUCAUCAAGGACUCGCGCCGCAUCUUCCACAUCCAGUGGAAGGACGGCCGGGAAAUGGUGGAGGAAUACGACGCCAAGACGGACGAACUCCUGGGUGGGUAACUCACGCCCACACACGGCCGCAGAGGCAGAGGAUGGCAUUCAUGUGGUGGCGGCGUUUGCUGUGUGCAUCAGUUCGGAAGGUGCGGCAGAAGUCGCGGCUCGGCGCAGAGGGCAAGGUACAGACGACGCCAUUUAAUGGAUGGAUGGAUGGAAGUUCCAUCAUAUCUUUUCUUUGUUGUCUUCGCCCAGUGGGAAUAUGAGAUCGGAAUGCCGCCUUCGGUCAGCCAUUCUCUCUUCAUGGACAGAGAAUGCACUGUCUUCGGUCGGCUGCGUUGCGUGUGGUGCACCAGCGCCCUCCCGCAGAGACUGAGCUACUAGUGCCGUCAUCGAACAACCCCAUAUUCUCAAGGAAGGACACACAGGUAGGUCAAAGGAAGCAAGAAUGAAUCACCAUCGGCUUCUGCGGGUCGGUGCAAGGUGCAGCGGCCUGUUUUGUCUGUCCCUCCCUCCAGGAUUGUUUCCAGUGGCGUAUUCGCAAUUUGUCCUUCCCAUCUGACGUGUUCAGCCUGUCCAUUGACGACGAGACGCAGCAGAUACUGGUCAAGACAUCCAACAAAAAGUGAGGGAGAGAAGGGAAGGAAACUCCCACUUUGACGCGUAGGUGUUUGUCGGUGUGUUGUGCAGGUAUUACAAGAGGAUAAGUGUGCCCGACCUGGCCCGCGUGUCGCUGCCGCUGGACCCAUCGCGCCUCGAGUGGAAGCACAUGCACAACACGCUCAUCAUAUCGGUCGGUACCUUAACGCUUCUGCCCGUUCCCACCCACCACCCCUGUCUGUGUGUGUGUGUGCGUACGUGUGUAUGUGGCAUGUGUAGUAUCGGAAGCCGACUGAGGUGCGCAUGAUGGAGGCGCGGCACCGGCGUGAGGCCAAGGAGAGGACAGUCAAGGUGCCCCCCAUGUUUGAAGAGAUGGCCAAAGCACUCAAGCAGCACUGAGGGAGGGAGGGAGGGAGGUCAGCGUGUCCACCUGUACUGCUGGUAAUAUGGAUGGUUGGGCGACUCCUGUGAGUGCACUCAUGCACGAUUUGCAUCAUUCACGCAAAUACCG
Molecule: messenger RNA, 1212 nt
Organism: Vitrella brassicaformis
Lineage: Eukaryota; Vitrellaceae
Source: the annotation of a GenBank genome assembly